AUGUUUCGUGAUAACAUCAUUGCCAUCCAAUCGGUGGAUGCCAAGAAUAUCCCCGCCAAUGAUUUGGGUCCACGAGAACAAGAGGAAGCAGAUGAGCCUGUGCGAGAAGGCAUGCAGUACUUGUUUGACAACAAAUUCAUGAAGGCCAAAGCUACAUUUCAAGUGAAAGCGAGCAUUGACCCUUUGUAUGCGUUGGGCUUGGGUGCUAUGGCGUUUAUUAAAGAUGUGGAAAUGGCCAUGGCAGCGUUGGCUACGGCAUACACUGUGGCGAAAUCCCAAAUCGAUAAUUCCGGAUUCAAAAAACCGUUGAAAGAAUCGCUAUCACAGUAUUUCACGUCGUUUCUGAGCAGCAAUUCCACGGGACUUCCCGCCAGCCCGCCGCCCACCAAUGUGGCAAGCCAACGCGCAUCGACGCAACGAGAGGAGACGCCCCAUUUUAUUCCCAACGGCGUGCUUCGAGCCCAUGUUGUUAAAGCCGAGUGCUGCUUACUGAUGAGCGUAUUGCAGCUGGCCCAGGAAAGCGUGGUGGGCUACUUGAAGUGCGGGCUCAAUCUGCGCCAAGCGUACAAUAGCUAUUCCAUUGUGUGGCAAGAGUACAAGCGGAUGGGCCAGACCUACACUCAAUACAUGGAUCGCGAUACAGUCUCGGCCAUUCAAUUUGGUAUUGGCACAGUGCACUUGAUCUUGUCGUCGAUGCCAGCCAAAAUUCUGAAAAUCUUUUCGACCUUGGGAUGGAAGAGCGACAAGCAACUUGGAUUUGCCCUGUUAAAGGUCUGCAUGGAAGGCCAAGGUAUUCGGGCUCCCUUGGCAUCUUUGACACUGUUGGCUUAUUAUUCGAUUUUAACCUCGUUCACACCGCAACUGUAUGCCAAGGAAAUGAUGGGACCUGCCAUCGAGUGUUUGUUGGACGCUCAAAAACACCAUCCCAACUCGUGUUUCUUCCUCUUUUUUGCGGCGCGGAUUGCUCGUGUAGCGCGCAACAUGCCGUUGUCGACGCAGUCUUUUACGUUUGCGGCCGAGUCCAGUCGAGGCGAGUGGGCGGAAGUCGCGAUGAAGCAAAUGUCGGAUUACGAAAUUGGGUUUAAUUACGCGUUGCAACUUGACUGGGAACGAGCUGCGAGCUAUUUCGAACAACUGAGUCGAGAAAAGUACUGGUCUCCUGCGUUUUCAAAAUACUUUGUGGGAGCUUGUUACGAGAUGCUAGGCCGAAGGACCGAAGGUAUCCUGGCCUUUGCCGAAGUCCCGCAACUGGCCAAGGAUCAGCAAGGCCGCAAGACAUACAUUGACGCUUACGUUCAGAAAAAGGUCGAGUUUUUCCAACGCAGUGGGUACCAAGACAUGGAUUUCAGUCUACCGGGUCUAGAACUUCUUCUGGUGAUGAAUGCAUUUGAGCAAAUGGAUAAAGAAUCGUUGGAAAAGUCGCUUGCGCUAGUCCAGCGUACCCUCGAGCUCAUCUAUGACCGCGAAAAAAUGGAAUACAACAUUCGAUUACGGGAACUGGUGCCGGCCACCACUCCUCCCGACUACUACGAUCAAAGGGCCAUCCUUCUCUUGAUCAAAUCGUCCGUCCUCAAUGCUCUCAAGCGUCACAAAGAAUGUAUUGCUCAUCUCAACUGGAUUCUCGAUCACAAACAUUGCCUAAAGGUCGAAUCAUGGGUGGUGCCUUUUGCAUAUUGGGAAUCUGGCGUGACAAGUUGGGGUUUAGGCAAUAUUCGCAAGAGUCGUAAACUAUGGCAGCUGGCACUGGCGUGUACAAAGUAUGAUUUCGAAUAUCGAAUGGCUGUACGACUGAGUCUAGCCAUCAAUAAGUGCGAUGAAGCGGGUAUCAAUUUCAUUGAGCAAAAGCCCAGCAAGGGACUCACUACCAAUGGUCGGAAACGAAUGCCCAUCGUCCAUGCUUCCAGUUGUUAA
This is a messenger RNA of Radiomyces spectabilis, 1911 nucleotides long. RefSeq lists its product as uncharacterized. The transcript is spliced from 7 exons. Gene Ontology annotation, molecular function: protein binding. Bases 1 to 1911 code for a protein of 636 amino acids. NCBI's taxonomy places the organism in Eukaryota, Fungi, Mucoromycota, Mucoromycetes, Mucorales, Radiomycetaceae. The record is from RefSeq and is a predicted model, not a curated record.